AUGUUCCGCUCCGCUGUCGUCCGCUCCCUCCGGACCUCUGUCCCUCGUGCCGUCAAGACUUCGGCUCCCUUCCAGAUCCGUAGCUCUGCUGUCGCUCGCCCGGCUCAAUUCGCUCCUCGCUCCGCCUACCAGGGUGUCCGUCUCUACUCCGCUCCUGCCGGUCUCAAAAAGGAGGAGGUCGAGGGCCGCAUUGUCAACCUGUUGAAGAACUUCGACAAGGUUUCCGACGCCAGCAAGAUCAACGCCGCUUCUCACUUCACGAACGAUCUUGGUCUGGACAGCUUGGAUACCGUUGAGGUCGUCAUGGCCAUCGAGGAGGAAUUCAGCAUUGAGAUCCCCGACAAGGAGGCCGACUCCAUCCACAGCGUCGACAAGGCUGUUGAGUACAUCCUUGCCCAGCCCGAUGCUCACUGAAUACCCGCGUAAUGAGGAACCGGGAAGUUGUUGGAGGAUUAGAAUAGAAGAAAUCGAAAGGGGAUGAUGGCGUGCAUCUACAGGAAACUCGCCACUGCGG
Aspergillus fijiensis CBS 313.89 is the source of this 514-nucleotide messenger RNA. It is a transcript of the gene acpA, whose product is annotated as acyl carrier protein. The transcript is spliced from 6 exons. The coding region runs from base 1 to 414 and encodes 137 amino acids. Gene Ontology annotation, biological process: fatty acid biosynthetic process. Lineage: Eukaryota; Fungi; Ascomycota; Eurotiomycetes; Eurotiales; Aspergillaceae. Gene Ontology annotation, cellular component: mitochondrion. The record is from RefSeq and is a predicted model, not a curated record. Gene Ontology annotation, molecular function: acyl binding; acyl carrier activity.